CGUCCGCGGCGCGCACCUCGUGUCCAGGCCCAGCCGGCCGGCGCGGCGAGCAUGGCGGGCGCGGGCGCGGGCGCGAAGCGGCGCGCGGUGGCGGGCCCGGCGGUCGAGGAGGAGGAGCGGCAGGCGCGGGAGAGGAUGCUGGCGGCGCGGCGCGCGGACGGCGGCGACCCGGCGGAGGAGGGCGUGACCCUACAGCGCAACAUCACGCUGCUCAACGGCGUGGCCAUCAUCGUGGGCACCAUCAUCGGUUCGGGCAUCUUCGUGACGCCCACGGGCGUGCUCAAGGAGGCGGGCUCGCCGGGGCUGGCGCUGGUGGUGUGGGCCGUGUGCGGCAUCUUCUCCAUCGUGGGCGCGCUCUGCUACGCCGAGCUGGGCACCACCAUCUCCAAGUCCGGCGGCGACUACGCCUACAUGCUGGAGGUGUACGGCUCCCUGCCCGCCUUCCUGAAGCUCUGGAUCGAGCUGCUCAUCAUCCGGCCGUCCUCGCAGUACAUCGUGGCGCUCGUCUUCGCCACCUACUUGCUCAAGCCGCUCUUCCCCACCUGCCCCGUGCCGGAGGAGGCCGCCAAGCUCGUGGCCUGCCUCUGCGUGCUGCUGCUCACGGCCGUGAACUGCUACAGCGUGAAAGCUGCCACCCGCGUGCAGGACGCCUUCGCGGCAGCCAAGCUCCUGGCCCUGGCCCUGAUCAUCCUGCUGGGCUUCAUCCAGAUCGGGAAGGGUGGCGUGUCUAAUCUGAACCCAGAGUUCUCCUUCCAAGGCACCAACCUGGACGUGGGCAACAUCGUGCUGGCCUUGUACAGUGGCCUCUUUGCCUACGGAGGAUGGAAUUACCUGAACUUUGUCACAGAGGAGAUGAUCAACCCCUACAGGAACCUGCCCCUGGCCAUCAUCAUCUCCCUCCCCAUCGUCACCCUGGUAUACGUGCUGACGAACCUGGCCUACUUCACCACGCUGACCACUGAGCAGAUGCUGACGUCCGAGGCUGUGGCCGUGGACUUUGGGAACUACCACCUGGGAGUCAUGUCCUGGAUCAUCCCCGUCUUUGUGGGCCUGUCCUGCUUCGGCUCUGUCAACGGGUCCCUGUUCACGUCCUCCAGGCUGUUCUUCGUGGGGUCCAGGGAAGGCCACCUGCCCUCGAUCCUGUCCAUGAUCCACCCACAGCUCCUGACACCCAUGCCAUCCCUUGUGUUCACGUGCGUCAUGACCCUGCUGUACGCCUUUUCCAAAGACAUCUUCUCCGUCAUCAACUUCUUCAGCUUCUUCAACUGGCUCUGCGUGGCCCUGGCCAUCAUCGGUAUGGUCUGGCUCCGCUUCAAGAAGCCCGAGCUGCAGCGGCCCAUCAAGGUGAACCUGGCCAUGCCGGUCUUCUUCAUCCUGGCCUGUCUGUUCCUCAUCGCCGUGUCCUUCUGGAAGACACCUGUGGAAUGUGGCAUUGGCUUCGCCAUCAUCCUCAGUGGGCUGCCUGUCUACUUCCUCGGGGUCUGGUGGCAGAACAAGCCCAAGUGGCUCCUCCAGGGCAUCUUCUCCACCACCGUCCUUUGCCAGAAGCUCAUGCAGGUGGUCCCGCAGGAGACCUAGCUGGCGGCAGACGCUGCGGCAGGGAGCACGC
Molecule: messenger RNA, 1609 nt
Organism: Urocitellus parryii (Arctic ground squirrel)
Lineage: Eukaryota; Metazoa; Chordata; Mammalia; Rodentia; Sciuridae
Gene: Slc7a5
Product: solute carrier family 7 member 5
Biological process (GO): neutral amino acid transport; amino acid transmembrane transport
Cellular component (GO): membrane
Molecular function (GO): L-amino acid transmembrane transporter activity; neutral L-amino acid transmembrane transporter activity
Source: RefSeq, a predicted model, not a curated record